AGAUAUUUUGUAGCAUAGAUAGACAACUCCGAGGAUGCUGUGGAUAAAGUGCUGUGUUGUGCUCCUGGUCUUCACCUAUGCAUCUCAUGCUGAUCCAGUAUGCUCUGUUCCAGAUAGUGGGAAGGCUUCAGUGACAGCCCUUCUUCUGAACAUGGCCAGGUCUGUGGGACCAUGCGUCACUCCAAAUCCUAGUGUUUUGCUUGCAUUGAAUUUGGGUGACAAAACCUUCGAUCCAGCAACUGCAGAUCUCCUGGUAAAACAAUUGAAAGAAGAUGCAGUUACAAAGGUUUCUGAAAAUUUGCCUUUUAGCUCUGGGAAAGUAGCACUCUAUGUACUCGCUCUUCGCUCAUCGUGCUGUGACAUCACCAAUAUACCAUACUCUAAUGGAAAAUUGAACCUUGUAAGUCUCCUAGAAAAGAAAACAAUGGAGGAGAUCAAAAGUAUUGAAAAGAAAAAAAAACAACCCCUAACUACAUUUUACCAAGUGGCUUUGGAUGUUUUGACUCUGUGUGUUGUCAACAGUCACGUUGCCUUUCAAGCUGGGACAACGCUGGCAAAUGCUGUCCCAUCAAAUCCUACUUCACCUGAUUUCUCUGUGGACACCGCAGCUGUAGCAGUGAUGGGAUUUACAUGUGUUCUUGGCAUGGAUGCUGCUCCCUCUAAAACAAUUAGUUCAGUGAAGCAUGCUCUGUCCGUGUUAAUAAACCUCAUGUUGAACAACCAAAUGAGUGAUGGAAUCAUUGGUAAUAUAUACAGCACUGGUCUUGCUGGACAGGCACUUACUGCUGCACAGUCUUAUUAUACCACUACAUCUUGGAACUGCCCUCUCACAUUACAAAAAGUCCUUCAAGAAAUUCCACUUGGUACCUUCUCUUUGUCCAUUGCAGCUGCCCAGGUGUUACCCUUCCUGCAGGGUAUGAGUUAUGUCAAUGUGAAGGACAAGCAAUGCACAGUUGACAACAGUCCUCGCAUUACAGUGGAGUACACCAUAGUUAAUAACCUAGUAGAGGAAUAUUUCAAAUACACUAUCCAGGUAGAAGUCCCAGAAGGCUCAACUUUGUUGCAGGUCAUGCAAAAAGCUGCUCAGAUCAACUCCAAGGAGUUCAGUUUUUCCACUACCGAUAGUGAGUGGGGUGUCUUUGUCUCAAGCAUAAAUAAUCUUGCUGGAAAUAACAACCAGAGGACAUACUGGCAGUUUUUUAAUGAAACAACACCUUUACAACUAGGUGUAAGCUCAUACAAACCUACCAACAAGGAACACAUCUUGGCCAUUUUCAGCAAAUUCUAAUUAAUACACAUUUCUGCAUGUUCUGCUUUUCAUUUCUUUUUCCAGUAAUUUUUUAUCCUUUUACGGACAUGUCUGGUGU
Messenger RNA from Pelobates fuscus (common spadefoot toad), 1367 nucleotides. It is a transcript of the gene CBLIF, whose product is annotated as cobalamin binding intrinsic factor. The record is from RefSeq and is a predicted model, not a curated record. Gene Ontology annotation, molecular function: cobalamin binding. NCBI's taxonomy places the organism in Eukaryota, Metazoa, Chordata, Amphibia, Anura, Pelobatidae. Bases 35 to 1288 code for a protein of 417 amino acids. The transcript is spliced from 9 exons. Gene Ontology annotation, biological process: cobalamin transport.